AUGGAUUACUCGGAUGAUGAUGGCAUGCUCGAUACUGAAUCAGGUGAAGAUAAUUUAUCCGGUGACUACACGGACAAAGGUGAUCCUGGAUUCGCCGAGGAAGACAUGGACAACAAGGAUUCCACAUCUCAGCUAAGUUACGUUGUUCUGAACGAAGAAGACAUUCGAAAGAAUCAAAUGACCGAUAUCGAACAAGUUUCUACGGUUCUCUCUAUAAGCCAAGUUGAAGCGAUCGCUCUCCUUCUUCACUAUCAGUGGAGUGCUAGUAAAGUCCAAGAUGAAUGGUUUACCGAUGAAGAAAAAGUCCGUAAAAGCGUCGGUUUAUUGAAGGAGCCUGUCGUUGAUCACAACCACAAAGAAGUCAUGAAUAUUCAAUGUGGAAUUUGCUUUGAGUCAUAUCUUCAAAAGGACAUUGCAACGGUUUCUUGUGGUCAUCCUUAUUGCAAGACUUGUUGGACCGGUUACAUCACUUCGAAAAUCAACGCUGGUCCGGGUUGUUUGAUUUUUAAAUGUCCGGACACUUCUUGUUCUGCCGUGGUUAGUCAAGAUAUGAUCGAUAAGUUCAUAUCUAAUGACGCGGAUAGGGAGAAGUAUUAUAGAUAUUCUCUUAGGUCUUAUGUCGAAUCCAGCAAAAAGAAAAUAAAAUGGUGUCCAUCACCAGGAUGCGAAUACGCUGUUGAUUUUGGAAGAGGAAGUGAAAACUAUGAUGUUUCUUGUUUGUGUUCUUAUGACUUUUGUUGGAAUUGUAGUGAAGAUGCUCACCGUCCUGUGGAUUGUGAUACGGUGGCCAAAUGGAUAUUAAAGAACAAUGUUGAAUCCAAGAACACGGCUUGGAUACUUGAGAAUACAAAGCCUUGUCCCAAAUGCAAACGUCAGAUCGAGAAGAACCAGGGGUGCAACCAUAUGACAUGCUCAGCGCCUUGUUCAUUUCAGUUUUGUUGGAUUUGUCUUCGUGCAUAUCCAUGUCCUGGGGAUUGCAACAAGUUUAAGGGUGUUGAUGAGGAUGAUAAUAAGAGAGAAAUGGCCAAAGCUGCCUUGGAUAGAUACAUGCAUUAUUAUGAAAGAUGGGCAAGCAAUCAAUCGUCAAGGUUAAUGGCUAAGAGUGACUUGGAGAAGUUGCAAUCGGUGCAACUUAAGCUGCUUAGUGACAAACAGGGCACACCAGAAACUCAGCUUCAAUUCAUUGUAGAUGCAUGGCUUCAGAUCAUCGAGUGUAGGAGGGUCUUGAAAUGGACAUUUGCAUAUGGAUACUACCUUCCUCAACAUGAACUUGCCAAGAAACAACUUUUCGAGUAUUUGCAAGCGGAUGCUCAAAAUGGUUUGGAGAGGCUUCAUAAUUGUGCAGAGAUCGAGUUUAAACAUUUUGUCAGCGAAACUGAAGACCCGGCUAAAGAUUUUGAUGAUUACCGCAGGAAAUUGACUGGUCUAACUAAAGUAACCAAAACCUACUUCGAAAAUCUGGUGAAAGCUUUGGAGAAUGGCCUUGCUGAUGUAGAAAACAAUGAGCCAUAUGAUAAAAUUUGUGAUAAAUAG
Messenger RNA from Eruca vesicaria subsp. sativa (arugula), 1533 nucleotides. The record is from the annotation of a GenBank genome assembly. Lineage: Eukaryota; Viridiplantae; Streptophyta; Magnoliopsida; Brassicales; Brassicaceae.